Messenger RNA from Angiostrongylus costaricensis, 183 nucleotides. The record is from the annotation of a GenBank genome assembly. Lineage: Eukaryota; Metazoa; Nematoda; Chromadorea; Rhabditida; Metastrongylidae.
AUGAACAUCAUGAUGGUAGCUCAAGGUGCUUGCGAUGCGAUGGUUGAAUACGGACUUCAUGCAUGGGACAUUGCUGCAGCGGCGGUGAUAGUUUCCGAAGCCGGUGGUUGUGUGAUCGAUCCCACAGGUAGGCCAUUCAUUUGGUGCCUCCCUUGUUUAUUAUUCAUAGCAUCACUGUAUUGA